Sinocyclocheilus grahami is the source of this 2631-nucleotide messenger RNA. RefSeq names its product GPI transamidase component PIG-S-like. The record is from RefSeq and is a predicted model, not a curated record. Bases 50 to 1735 code for a protein of 561 amino acids. Gene Ontology annotation, biological process: attachment of GPI anchor to protein. Gene Ontology annotation, cellular component: GPI-anchor transamidase complex. Lineage: Eukaryota; Metazoa; Chordata; Actinopteri; Cypriniformes; Cyprinidae. The transcript has 12 exons.
UAGAAUUCUCCAAUAGCGGGGUAUGCGGUAGUCAUUUCACACCGCAACAAUGGCAGCCCUGCAGCUUGAAAAGCAGCGAGUGCGAAAUGCUGUCCUUGCCAUCGCUGCGGUGGUCAUUGUGGUGGGCAUCCCACUCUGGUGGAAGACCACAGAGACCUACCGCGCCUGGCUCCCUUACUCCGAGAUCAGCCAACUCGACUCCCUCCAGCUCCAGCUAAGCGUUGAUAUCGAGGUGGUCUUCUCUCGAGGAACACUAACCCCAGAACAGCAGAAAAAGGUUCCACUUAGUCAUGUCAAUGUAAAGGAGCACCAAGUUGAUGCUAAAACAGGUUUGAGGUACAAAUAUGAAACCAGGUAUCGCACUGCCACUAUAAUGGAGGAAGAUGCCUUGAAUCAGCCCACUGCUGCAGAGGCAGAUCUAUCCCUACACAUGCUCUCUGAGAAUUCUUGUGGGUCUGUGGUUGUGUAUGUGAUCCCUGAGUCCUCGGCCCUUCUGCCAGUGGAUGUAAAAGUGUAUGUAGGGCAACGGCGCACUGCGUUGCUACGUUCCCCUCCCUUUACAAGUUCUUGGAGUCUGAAGGAAGUCCUAUCAAAUCUGGACGUGGACGUGAAGCAGGUGGUAAGCACCAUGUCCUUCGGUCACCAGGAUAUCGUAGCUGCUCUGAGCAACCGUGUCCGCAUGACCAAAGUGAAUAAGGAGAGUAUGGCAGACAGCAUGAGGACCAUCAAAUCCAGUCCUGGCUAUGAGAUCACAUUCAGUCUGCUCAACCCAGACCCAAAGUCGCACAGUCUUCACUGGGAUAUCGAGGGUGCCGUUCAAAGCUACAUUCAGCCUUUAUUGAACAAACUUGCUCCUAUAGCCAACUUUUCAGUGGACUCUCAGAUUCUGUAUUAUGCCGUUCUGGGUGUGAACCCUCGUUUUGACAACAGUGUGUCAGCAUAUACACUCGGUGCAGACAGCCUGUCACAUGUUAUCAACCCUGUUGAGGCCAGACUAGGUUCCAAUGCAGCUUCAUCUAACCCUGUCUUGAACUUCCUGCUGUAUGUGCCAGAUGCCCACCACUCUCCUCUCUACAUCAGAGACCACAGCAAAAGGGAGGUGCCCUCUAACGCCUUUCACAGCCCUCGUUGGGGCGGCAUUAUGGUGUACAAUGUGAAUGAAAUGUACGGACCUGAAGCUGAACGUCCUGUAGAUAUUAACAUUAAUAUGGCUAAAGUGAUGGGUGUGUUCUUGGCACAAUUACGGCUCAUGCUGGGAGUGCAGCGUACGCAUCCUCCCACAGGCUUUGUGCUGCAGAGUCCAGGCAGCGCUGGACUGGCUGACUGGGAGCUGGACCGACUCCUGUGGAGCCGCAGUGUGGAGAACAUCGCCACCGCCAGCACCACCAUCACCUCUCUCGCUCAGCUCCUCGACCAGAUUGGAAACAUCGUCAUCAAUGACAACAUCGCACAGCAGGUUUCCAGUGCAGUGACGUCGCUCCAGUCUGCUGUCGCCGAGUUGGAGGCUGGGAACUUGGCUUUUGCGCUCCAUUACAGCAGGGAGGCCAUUUUGGCUUCAGAGAGGGCCUUUUUUGACCCAUCUCUUUUGCAUCUUCUUUAUUUUCCAGACGAUCAGAAAUUCGCCAUCUACAUUCCUCUUUUCUUACCCAUGUGUGUACCUAUUGUGCUCUCGCUACUGAAAACUGUGAGUGAAGCUAAGCAAAGGCUAGCAGAUAAACAAGCCAAACGUGACUGAGAAAGCACUGCUUGUUUGAUGCACACUAAUGGCUGCACUUGUGUAGCAUGUACAGAAACACACUGAUUCAUUAAAAGAUGAUGUGUGUGGUGUACAUUAAUUUUUUUUUAUUAGACCAAGAGUCCGUCAUCGGAUGAAAACGAACUGAUAUGAAAUCUGGAUUAUAUGCUUUAAUUUACAAAGGCAGCUGUACUGAACAAUGAAUGAGUGAAAUGAUUAAUUCUGUUUGAGUGCAAUGUGUAAUUUCUCUCUUUGUCCACAUUAAGUGCACUGCAUGUCUUCUUGUUUUGACACUGUAACACUGGGACAUUAUCUCAUUUUCUCAGGUUUGUGAGGGUUUAUUAGGCAUAUUGUGGUUCAUAGUUGCAACAAAAAUAACAUGCAAGAUAAAAAAAGAACAUUAGGUUAUGUUUAAUGACAUAUUAUAAUAAUUUCUCAGAAUGUUUGGUUUGAUGUGUGUGUUAACUUUACAAAGGGUUUGUAGAGAGAUCCAGGAACGAUGCCACAAUGUGAGGAUGUGUUAUUUACAGCUGUAUUAAUUUCAAAUGUGAAAAUCUGGUGUUUAUGCAAAAUUUCAGCCUUAGCUGUGUGUUUUACAAUUGAACUAAAAACCAAAUGUGCCAGGGACUAAGUGGAAGUAUUUUUCAUGCUGAAUUUCCACCAUUCACAGAAUUGAUGACAAGUAUAUUAGUUUAAUGUUUUUAAUAUUUUGCCAGAAUAUUCCCAUAAUAACAACCAAAAAUUCGAAUUGUUCAUUGCACAAAAUAAUAUAGUAGCUGACUGUACUCUAUAUAUAUAGAUAUAUAGAUAGUAGAUACUGGUUUGGUGCAUUAAAAUUGCAACAAAUGACUAAAGCAUUUUAAAAGGGACAUGUUACACUAUAUCAUCAUUUUAUC